This is a messenger RNA of Pyrenophora tritici-repentis Pt-1C-BFP, 1439 nucleotides long. NCBI's taxonomy places the organism in Eukaryota, Fungi, Ascomycota, Dothideomycetes, Pleosporales, Pleosporaceae. The record is from RefSeq and is a predicted model, not a curated record.
GCUGUGGGGUUUCUCUUGAAUGUUCCCGUUUACUUUUUGCUCGUUUGCUUUUGUAGCCUUCCUCAUCGUUGGUCACAACAUCGCUGUCUACAAGAAGUGGUCCGAAUACCCAUACCAAGACUAAUCAUACACCAACCCCGCCAUGACGACUAUCCAGACACCCCGGCCUCUACCAGUUCCAGAGAAGCAACCCGCAGCACAAGUGUACAUCAAAGACUCGCUGGAUAUCGAGGAACAAAGACUGCUCGUAGAGGCUGCCAGACCGCAUCAGCCAAAGUACAGACCAGACGCAUCCCCAAUAAACUGGGCAUACCCGACACCAGCUACCGGAGACGUCGGGUCAGACCACAUUUCACCUGUGCGGCCGGUGGUAAAAAGAGACAGAGACAAAGACAAAGACAAUGACGAUGACCCGACGUCGUCCCUUUCUAUACCACUUGCAUCGCCUUCUGCCACUUCAGAUGCUCCCAAGCCGCCAAGACCGGGAGAUGCCCAGGCCACACCCACUCCGAGUCUACCACCAAAUUUACCACCAAAUUUACCACCAAAUCUACCAACAGAUUCUUCAACAAACUUCACAAAUUCGGCGCCUACAAAUAUUCCCGCGACCACAUCAGGAGGCGGCGGUCUCAACACGGGAGCCAGCAUCGGGAUAGGCGUGGCAGCAACCUCUAUCAUAGUUCUAUUUGUAGUGCUUGGAUUUUGGUUCCUGAGGCGGCGGAAAUCUUCGAAGCUGUUUAGUGCGGCCAAAGGCGCCUACGACGAGGAGGGCGCUAGCAAGACUGAAAGGCCGGAAGUCUGGGCGCACAUGGCACCACCCCCCGGUGUUGUGGAGAUGGUAGCAGAAAAGCAUGUGCCUGAGCUUGCUAGUCCUGUCGUUCCCGUCGAGAUUAUUGGUGACCAUAGGCAACCCGCGGAACUACCCGGGUGUGCGGUCCCUUCGAGCAGUGAGAAGAAGAAGGAUGGCGAUGAACGUCUCUUUGAUGAUUCACCGAUCGAGCCCGAUAACCGGGCGGAGAUUGAAGCCAGUUUAAUAAAUCGGAAGGAGGUUGGUCCUUGAAGGUCGAAAUCGAGUUAUGAUCCAUGAUACCACUAGCUUAUGAUUGUAGCAGUUUCAUAUGCCAAUGUAUUUUUUAAUAUUCUCGUUCAUCGCGACUUGAUUCCAGGUGGGAUAAACAUCUGAUUUCCAGCCCGCGUUUCCAACCCUUCAAGGAGAUCGACUGCUUGGAAAUAGCACAUUCUGCGGUGGCGAUAUUGGCGAUGCGUAUUGCGGUGAUAAGUCCCAGGAUGAACGUAGCAUCGGGGAGACAUCACCGAGUGUAGUUUCGGGUGAUGAAACUGUGAGGAGCGGGAGACGCCUGUGCGCAGCGUCCGUGGUGGUACUCGAGUCAUUCGACUCAAGUGCUAUGCUCCAUGUCCUCCAUUGCUUGAGCUUCUGC